This is a messenger RNA of Naegleria fowleri, 1221 nucleotides long. RefSeq lists its product as uncharacterized. The coding region runs from base 1 to 1221 and encodes 406 amino acids. The transcript has 2 exons. The record is from RefSeq and is a predicted model, not a curated record. NCBI's taxonomy places the organism in Eukaryota, Heterolobosea, Eutetramitea, Acrasida, Naegleriidae.
AUGAAACAAUCAUUUCAUUCUGCGGAGCCUUCUUCAUCAGUUACCACCAUGAUGAUGAUGAUGAAGGAAUCAUCAUCCACACCAUGUUCACCCACCAUGGAUGAUACUCAUAAUAUUGGAACAAUUUCGGCAACAUCAUCUUCUCAACAACACAUCCCGAUGAUGAAUCAUAACAGCAGUAAUUACGAACACUUAUCUAUUGCAGAAAUAGACCGAAUGAUUGAACAUUUCAACAAACAAAUUUCGUACCUUGAAAAAAAGAAGGAACGAAUGAUCGUCAAAUCUACAAUACUUCUUAACGCUCAACAUAAUCGACAUUUGCAAGAUUCCAUUUGGGAUCAAAUGACUUACUUGUGUCGUUGUGGAGUGAAAGCUGUUUUCUCGGACCAACAGUUUUUCAAGUUACUUUUAGUGGAGUUUGUUGAGAUUGUUUUAACGUUGACUGUGGUUUUAUUUGGUGUCGUGUGUUUUUGGAGAGGCAUUUGGGGAUUGUCUGAACACUAUAUUAGUGUUGAACAUAUUAAGGACAAAAACAAGCAAUUACUCUAUGGAGGAUGGUAUUCUCUUUUAAUUGGAGCUGGAAUAUCGUUUAUUACUCAAGUAGGAUCUGUUUUAAUGAAUAGAUUUGGAAUUUUAAAUUUGUUAAUCUCGAGCUAUGAACAUGAUUCUAAAUUGGAAAUGGCUGAAAAGACCUUUGAGAAUGUGUCACAUGAUAUUGAGCAAAUGGUUGACGUUUCGUCACCUUCUGAAAAAGAAUCGGUAUUUCCAAUGAGCAUGAAGAGAAGAACCACCAGUCACAAAGAAGAACAACAAUUUUUCAAAGAUCAAUCGAAUAUUGAUUACUCUAAACAACCAAGUAGCGUGAAUAAUCGGAGUUCAAAUAACAUGUGGAUUGCAUUAUCGAUGAAAUUUUACACAUACAUCGUGGCAAUAUCGAUUAUUUUGUGCUGGAAAGGUUCAUGGAUGAUUAUGGAUGCCUAUUUUGAAAGGUGGUGGGGAGAAGACAAUAUGUUUUUAGUGAAUUGGAUCUCUCAUAUCCUUGCUGCUCUGUUUCUAAUUUGGAUGGGGACAUUUAGAAGUGUAUUGUCACCUGCUUCUAUGGACAAGGAUAAACACUUUGAAUCGAUCAUUGUUUCCAAAUGGGCUGGUUUGUCACGAGCUCUAACGAAGGAUUGGGUUCAAAGUUGGAACAUUAAGAAAAAUUUAUUAGGAAUGGCUUGA